AUGGAAGCAUUGAACUCCAAAUUCCAUAACCAUGCUCGUUCUAAUAGUUUACCCUCUAAACCACACCCUAUCAUCAUACAAUGCAAUGAACACUUGGCCAGGUUAGGGGCUUAUGAUGCAAGCUCCUCUUCUUCAUUGCUAAGGCAAAAACUAACUAGCCUACAGGAUUUGCAUGAUUGCAUUGAAAAAUUGGUUCAACUCCCCCUAACUCAAGAAGCACUUGUCCAAGAACGCCAAGAGAAAUGGGUGGAUGAUCUCUUGGAUGGAUCUCUAAGGCUCCUUGAUGCUUGUACAGCAACCAAAGAUGCCUUACUACACACAAAGGAGUGCACCCGAGAACUACAGUCAACUAUAAGAAGAAGAAGAGGAGGUGAAGUGGAGCUCACAGUAGAGGUUAAAAAGUUCUUGACCUCAAGGAAAAUAGUGCGCAAGGCCAUAGUCAAAGCCUUGGAGAAUUUGAAGGGUAAUGCAAAUAAAUGCAAUGUUUCCAUCACCAACAAAGACUAUCAAACCAUGGCCUUAGUUGGCUUGUUAAAAGAUGCUGAAGUGGUCUCUUUUUCCAUAUUUGAGUCGUUGCUGAAUUUCUUUUCUGGGUCAACACAAUCUAAACGAAGUAGCUGGGGUUUGGUUUCAAAGCUAAUGCACAACAAAAGGGUAGGAUAUGCACAAGGAGCAGAUGAGAAUGAGUUUGCAAAAGUGGAUGCCGAAUUGCAGUUCUUUGCAUUUAACACGUCAACCAAGUCAAACAACAUCAAUGAUUUGCAAAAGAAGCUAGAGAACUUGGGGUCCUGUAUCCAAGACCUUGAAGAAGGACUUGAAUCACUGUUUAGGCGUUUAAUUAAAAUUAGAGUUGCCCUGCUCAACAUCCUUAAUCACUAG
Messenger RNA from Abrus precatorius (Indian licorice), 879 nucleotides. RefSeq lists its product as uncharacterized. Bases 1 to 879 code for a protein of 292 amino acids. The transcript has a single exon. The record is from RefSeq and is a predicted model, not a curated record. Gene Ontology annotation, biological process: shoot system development; root development. Lineage: Eukaryota; Viridiplantae; Streptophyta; Magnoliopsida; Fabales; Fabaceae.